CGGGGAUUUGAUAAACUCACAAACGAAACAACUCAGGGAAGAAAACUCGAAAACCAAAACCAAACCGAUCAAAAAGAAAGAUCAUCAUUCACUACGGAUUGGGAGCUCGGCCAUGGCAGCUUCCGAUCCUAACAAGUUGAUGGCCAAAGCCGAUAAACUAACAAAACUCAGUCUCACAAGAUGGAGUGCUGAUUGGAAAAGUGCUACUGUCCUAUAUGAACAGGCUGCUAAUGCAUAUAGGGUUGCCAAGGAUUAUGAGAAAGCUAAAGAAGCGUUUGAAAAAGCUUCAAAAGGACAAGAGAUGAUCUCUUCACCCUGGGAUGCUGCUAAGCAUAUGGAGUCUGCUGGUGCUCUAGCAAAGGACCUAGGCAAGUGGAAUGAAGUUGCUGAUUUUUAUAGAAGGGCAUCUGAGUUAUAUAUUGUUUGUGGGAGAUCACAGCCUGCAUCAGAUGCUCUUGCAAGAGGGGCCCGUGCUUUGGAAGAUGCUAAACCUGAUGAAGCUAUUCAGCUGUACACUGAUGCUUGUGCUAUUCUUGAAGAGGAUGGAAGGGAGCAAAUGGCAUUUGAUCUAUAUCGUGCGGCCACAAGUGCUUACGUAAAACUUGAAAAAUAUACAGAUGCUGCAGCUUUUCUGUUACGAUUGGGCGUGGCUGCUGAUAAGUGCAAUGCUACAAAUAGCCAGUGCAAGGCAUAUCUUAGUGCAAUUAUUGUUUACCUUUACGCUCAUGAUUUCAAGCAAGCAGAGAAGUGCUACAAUGACUGUUCUCAGAUUGAUGCCUUUUUGAGAAGUGAUCAAUCUCGUUGUGCUAGCAAGUUUCUUUCUGCUUACACGGAAGGUGACAUUGAAGAAAUCAAACGCCUUGCUCAGUCAAGCACAAUUUCAAAUCUUGAUCACACGAUCAUUAAGCUAGCCAGAAAACUUCCUACAGGUGAUUUGAGUGGACUGAAGACCGAUGAUUCCAAGGAUCAAGAAGAACCACUGGAUGAAAAUGACCUUACUUAGCCUCGGGAAGAUGGUAAAACCUGAUUUAUAAUAGUUUUGACUUUACUAUGUUCAUUCCAUAUUUGUGAAAUUUUUUCUUGAAAACCCCGGGUGCUAUUUUUGUGCACAUUACUCAAUGAACAUGAGUUUGUAUUUGUGAACAAUGAUAGUUUGUAUUGUGAUCAAUGAUGUAAAGGAGAUGAUAAUAAAAACAUUUGCUCAGCUUUGUUUUGGUGUGAA
Ziziphus jujuba (common jujube) is the source of this 1222-nucleotide messenger RNA. Its product is annotated as gamma-soluble NSF attachment protein. Gene Ontology annotation, molecular function: soluble NSF attachment protein activity; syntaxin binding. Gene Ontology annotation, biological process: intracellular protein transport. The transcript has 9 exons. Gene Ontology annotation, cellular component: SNARE complex; vacuolar membrane. The record is from RefSeq and is a predicted model, not a curated record. The coding region runs from base 113 to 1003 and encodes 296 amino acids. NCBI's taxonomy places the organism in Eukaryota, Viridiplantae, Streptophyta, Magnoliopsida, Rosales, Rhamnaceae.